Molecule: messenger RNA, 513 nt
Organism: Capsicum annuum
Lineage: Eukaryota; Viridiplantae; Streptophyta; Magnoliopsida; Solanales; Solanaceae
Product: glycine-rich cell wall structural protein 1-like
Exons: 4
Coding region: 1-513 (170 amino acids)
Source: RefSeq, a predicted model, not a curated record
AUGGUAUUAUUAGAUAGUAUUAGUAGUGGUGGUGGUUGUCUUGUUAGUUAUUUUGUUGGUGGUGUUAGUGGUGUUGGUGAUAGUAUUAGUAGUGGUGGUGGUUGUCUUGUUAGUUAUUUUAUUGGUGGUGUUAGUGGUGUUGGUGGUCUUUUUGGUGGUGUUUGUGGUCUUGUUGGUGGUGUUAGUGGCGACAUUGAUGGUAUUGGUGGUGUUGGUGGUUUUGGUAUUAGCGUAGGUGUUGGUGGUGGUGGUAGUUUUUAUGGUAGUUGUGGUGGUCUUGGUGGUGGUGAUUAUGCUGGUGACGUUGGUAUUGGUCGAGUUGGUGGUAGUGGUUAUAUUGGUGGUCUUAGUGUUGGUGUUGGUAGAUUUUUUUACCAAGAUGCAGCCACUGUUGGCAUUGUUCCCCAACUUGUUGAGGCAGAGUGGACUGAUGAAUCAUUUGCCAGUGAAAUUGUUGAAGCAAACAUGGGAUUUGUAAGGUCGAAAAAAGGACAAGUACCUUCCAAAGAAUGA